Molecule: messenger RNA, 2181 nt
Organism: Neoarius graeffei (lesser salmon catfish)
Lineage: Eukaryota; Metazoa; Chordata; Actinopteri; Siluriformes; Ariidae
Gene: nxn
Product: nucleoredoxin
Exons: 8
Coding region: 169-1425 (418 amino acids)
Molecular function (GO): thioredoxin-disulfide reductase (NADPH) activity
Source: RefSeq, a predicted model, not a curated record
UGAGUGCUGAGGCGGAGGUGAACCCGGGCCGCGCGCUGCCCAAACCCGCACAUCCGGCGCUGCACAGCGGUUCGGCUUCCGGCAAGCACGCUGAGCUUUUGUGUGGAGCUCGUGGGUCGACCGACGGAGUGAAAGCCUGCCUGCCUCCCGCCGCAGUCCGGAGCGAGCAUGUCGGAGUUCCUGGUCAGUCUGCUCGGAGAGCGGCUCGUCACCGCAGAGAAAGCCGAGGUGGACGUGCACGCGCUGGGCAGCGGGCUCGCGCUCGUCGGCCUCUACUUCGGCUGCAGCGUGAACGCGCCGAGCCGCCAGUUCAACAGCAGCCUGGCGGACUUCUACUGCCACUUCAAGAGCUCCUCCGAGCACAGGGACCGGCUGGAGAUCGUCUUCAUCUCCUCCGAUCAGGACCAGAAACACUGGCAGGACUUCCUGCAGGAGAUGCAGUGGCCGGCGCUGCCUUUUAAAGACCGACACAAGAAGAUGAAGCUGUGGAACAAGUACAAGGUGACCAGUAUUCCCUCACUGGUGUUUGUGGAUGCAACAACAGGGAAGGUGGUGUGUCGCAACGGUUUACUUGUGGUGAAGGAUGACCCGAAAGGUCUAGAGUUCCCGUGGGGGCCGAAGCCCUUUGCGGAGGUGGUGGCUGGACCCCUGCUCAGUAACAACAGGCAGCCGACAGACAGCAGCACCCUGGAGGGCUCCUACGUGGGGGUUUACUUCUCUGCUCACUGGUGCCCUCCCUGCCGCAGUCUUACCCGAGUGCUGGUGGAGACUUAUCGGAAAGUGAAGGAGUCUGGACACAAGUUUGAGAUUGUGUUUGUGAGCGCUGACAGAUCAGAAGAUUCCUUCACGCAGUACUUCAGCGAGAUGCCGUGGCUGGCUGUGCCAUACACAGACGAGGCUAGGAGAUCCCGCCUCAACAGGCUCUACGGAAUACAAGGGAUCCCUACACUGAUUUUUCUGGACACGGAGGGUCACAUGAUCACACGGCAAGGCCGGGUGGAGGUGCUCAAUGACCCGGAAUGCCAUCUUUUCCCCUGGCACCCGCGGCCUGUGCUGGAGCUCAGCGAGUCUAAUGCUGUUCAACUCCAUGAAGGCCCCUGUCUCGUUCUCUUCGUAGAUGCAGAAGAGGAGGGUGAGCUGGAGCCAGCCAAGGAGCUCAUCCAGCCAAUUGCUGAGAAGAUCAUGGCCAAGUACAAAGCCAAGGAUGAGGAAACCCCGCUGCUCUUUUUUGUGGCUGGAGAGGAUGACAUGAGCGACUCUCUGCGUGAUUACACCAACCUGCCUGAGGCGGCGCCACUGCUCACCAUCCUGGACAUGUCAGCCCGUGCCAAGUACGUCAAAGACGUGGAGGAGAUCACACCGGCCGUAGUGGAGCAGUUCGUCAGUGACUUUCUAGCCGAGAAGCUCAAACCGGAGCCGAUAUAAACCUGGACAGUGUUCCGUCUCCCUCCCAUCAGCCCCGUGAUUUCCUGAUUUCCCUCCACUCUGCCUGCGAGACUCCUAUGAGAUCCUUCACUUUGUACUGACCUUUUUUUUUUUUUUUAAACAAACCAAAACACUACCCCCGUCCUGUCCCUGGAGUUCUCCUUCCUCUCCUGUGGUGCCUUGCAUAUUUACAGCCUGGAUGGUAAAACUUCUGCCACAAACAGAAACAUCUUUUUAUGAAGUACAUGUGAGAAUGUAGCCGAAACCCUCCAGCUGCAGUACACAUGGAUUUUCUCGUUUUAUUUUAUUAAAAAGUAAUAAGACACGGCUUAUAUCUCCUCCACAUACCGCUUUCAGUAAGAAAACCCUGGCGCGUUUCUGAGGAGCGCAGUACACGUUUCCGUACGGGGGCUGAUGAUGAUGACACAGUGUCACGGACAACAUGAGAUCGCUGUAAAGAAAAAGUUCACCAAGCUGUUGUUUGUUUUGUUAAGCAGUUUAAUGCAGUCGGCUCUUCACGAGUCCGAAAUUCCCUCUAAUAGUUCUUGAUAUUUGAUGUAACGCAGUAUUUUCAGUCACAUUUCAGUGGAUGUUCUGUGAAGGUCCAGUUUAAUAAAAACAGUCCAAAUUUAAAGGCACAGAACAGCAUUGAGCAAGUUUCCACACUAAAUGUAGGCCUUCGUUAGUGUACAGCUUCUGUCUCUCCUUCAUCGUGUUUCUGCUGAGUCCUGGCCAUUAAAACUGACUGUCUCCGUU